This is a messenger RNA of Carcharodon carcharias (great white shark), 2236 nucleotides long. RefSeq names its product NDRG family member 4 (gene ndrg4). The record is from RefSeq and is a predicted model, not a curated record. Gene Ontology annotation, cellular component: cytoplasm. NCBI's taxonomy places the organism in Eukaryota, Metazoa, Chordata, Chondrichthyes, Lamniformes, Lamnidae. The transcript is spliced from 16 exons. Gene Ontology annotation, biological process: signal transduction; positive regulation of ERK1 and ERK2 cascade; brain development. Bases 339 to 1460 code for a protein of 373 amino acids.
GUCUCUCUGUGUCCUGGGUCACUGAGACAGGAUUGUCACUCGGGUGUGAGUGACCAGCGACUGGAAACCUCUUUCCGCUGAGUGACUCCGACAGCGCUGAACAGAGCGGCCUCGGGAACCGUCCCCAUCCCCACGAAGGUGGUGUGGAGCCGGAAUCCCAACCCCGACAAGUCGGGUAAAAGUGGGCGGAAAUUCCUGCGGAACUAAGAUAUUUAUUUGGAGCGGAGUUGGGGGUCCGUUCCCUGAUUCCAGUACCAGUCGAUCAACGGGAGCUGCUCAUUCUUGCCAUUUCCUUAAUCUUUUAUCGGCAGUCGGGAUUUGACUGGCACAGAUUGGAAAUGGCUGGACUGCAGGAGUUACGAAUGACAGAGGAGAAGCCUCUGCUGCGGGAGCAGAUGUCAAUGGAGAAUUGCGAUAUGUUCCUGCCCCCCAUGGACUCAGACUGGCAGGAGCAUGACAUUGAAACGCCCUAUGGGAUGUUGCAUGUGGUGAUCCGUGGUGCACCAAAAGGAAACCGCCCGGCAAUCCUGACCUACCAUGAUGUUGGGAUGAACCAUAAACUCUGCUUCAAUACAUUCUUCAACUUUGAGGACAUGCAGGAAAUCACCAAGCACUUUGUAGUGUGCCAUGUGGAUGCUCCAGGCCAGCAGACAAACGCCUCACAGUUCCCUUCAGGGUACCAGUUCCCGACCAUGGACCAGUUGGCUGCCAUGUUGCCAAGUGUAGUUCAGCACUUUGGAUUUAAAAGUGUUGUUGGGAUCGGAGUGGGAGCUGGAGCCUAUAUCCUCGCCAAAUUUGCUUUGAUUUUCCCAGAUAUGGUAGAGGGAAUGGUCCUCAUCAAUAUUGACCCCUGUGGAAAGGGCUGGAUUGACUGGGCGGCAACAAAGCUCUCGGGUCUGACCAGUUCACUUCCUGACACUGUCCUAUCACAUCUCUGCAGCCAGGAGGAACUGAUGAACAAUACGGAGCUGGUGCAGAGCCUCCGACAGCAGAUAGGAGCUAACGUCAACCAGAGCAAUCUGCAGCUCUUCUGGAACAUGUACAACAGUCGCAGGGAUUUGGAAAUGAACAGACCUGGAACCGUGGCCAAUGCCAAGACUCUGCAGUGUUCGGUGAUGCUGGUGGUGGGGGACAAUUCUCCAGCAGAGGAAGGUGUGGUGGAAUGCAACUCCAAACUGGACCCAACUCAGACAACUUUCCUUAAGAUGGCUGAUUCUGGUGGCCUGCCCCAGAUCACACAGCCUGGAAAAUUGACAGAGGCAUUCAAGUACUUUCUGCAAGGCAUGGGCUACAUGGCAUCUGCCAGUAUGACUCGGUUGGCUCGUUCACGCACGGCCUCACUGACCAGUGCAAGCUCAGUAGAUGGACACCGCCCACGAAUCUGCACUCAAACCAAUAGCAGCGACAGUGUGGGUCAGGUGACUCAGAACAUCUCUCACACCAUGGAGGUGUCAUGCUAAGAGGUGAUAUAGAAACAAGAAUGUGGAUGAACCUGAAAGGUUUUCUAUUCCAUAUUAUUCUUGGUAUGGAAUUAGUUAAAAUAUAAAGAGUAGAGAUUGCUUCAUUGCAGUGUAGCAGUCUAUGAUUUUCUAGCCUAACAAUUAAAAGGCUGCCUACAGCUUUCUUUCCUGCAUGGGUUACAAUCAUUGUGAAUCUUAUUUUGAUAGGUGUAGCUGCUUGAACCUCUCCAACCCGUUAGCAGCCCUUCAUGAGUCCUGUAUUUCUCCAAUCAGUGCCAUGAUACAUAUUAGAGACUGUGCCAAUGUAAUAGUAUUCUUGUAUUCAAUUAUUUUAACUUGUGCAAGGGGAAAGCAUCACAAUUUGAGCUAUCUAAAUGUGGAAGCAUUUCCUAGCAUUGGUGUGUUAACUAACUGUUCUAAGUGUUCUUUAUGCUUUCUGUAACAUGGUGCAAUAAGCUGUCCUGAUCACUGCAGAUAAGUGAAUCUGGCUCCAUUACUUUAUGUUUUAUAGAUACUUUUAUUCCCCCUCCCCCUCAACUUCAGUUUGGAAAACUAUAAAAUGAAGAGGUCAAAGAUUGUUGUGAGUUUCGUGUUCUGAUCUUUGUGAUAAUUGUAGUGAUGUUGAGAUACCUUUUUGUACAAAAUGAUCCUUUGUGGUUGCUGUUGAUCUAAUACCUGACCACAUCUGUGGAUGCCACUAUUGAUAGUUAAUUCACUGUCAAUGUACCUAAUUACUAUGUUUAUGAAAAUAAUAAAAUCAGUAUGAGGAAUUAAAA